AUGGUGCCGCCUUUAGCUACCGCCCAGGAGCUGUCACACCCAGCUGCAUCUUUAGAAACACCAAUUCAGAUACUGGUUCCUCCUCUGGUGCUCGUUGGAGGCGAGCCUGUGCAAGUGGUAGAACCCUUCCGAUAUGCCAUGUUUUCUUUGUUGCUUUUCAUGUGCUUUGGUGAGAAACUUGAUGAGAAAGUCAUCAAAGAUAUUAUGGAAAUAGAAGGGAAUGUCGUAGCCAAUUACAAAAGACUUUCUAUGUUCCACACGUUCCCCACCGUCGCGAGAUUCAUCUUCAGAAAACAGUUGAUUGAUAUUCGCCGCAAACAAAUAUCUGCUUUACUUCCUUUGAUCCAAUCCCGUCGAGAACGAAAGGAGAAGAUCAAACAACAAAACCAAGAUGAGAAUUUUUUCGCCUACAUUGAUUCACUCUUCGAUCUCGAAUUCAAAGAUGAAGGAGGAAGAAAGAUAAAUGAUGAAGAAAUAGUGCUUCUCAUCUGUGAGCUCAUGGAUGCAGGGAGUGACACAGUAUCAACUGUGUUUGAAUGGAUCAUGGCCCACCUUGUGAAGGACCAAACCAUCCAAGAAAAGCUUUAUUCUGAGAUCCAAGAGGUUGUGAAUUCAGACGAAGAGAUCAAAGAAGAGGAUUUGCAGAAGAUGCCAUAUCUGAAGGCAGUGGUAUUAGAAACGCUGAGGUUAAACCCACCUACCCAUUUUGUGCUGCCACGUAUUGUGGAAGAAGAUAUUGUGUUGAAUGGCUAUCUCUUUCCCAAGAAAACUAUUGUGAAUUUUACGGUGGCAGAUAUGGCGAGGGACCCACAAGUUUGGAAAGAUCCUAUGGAGUUUAAGCCAGGGAGGUUCUUGGGUGAAGAAGGGGAAGCAGUUGAUAUCACAGGGAGUAGGGAAAUUAAGAUGAUGCCAUUUAGUGCAGGGAGGAGGAUUUGCCCUGGACUUGGGUUGGGGACAUUGCAUUUGGAGUAUUUUUUGGCAAAUUUUAUCACAAGUUACAAAUGGGUGCCCGUGGAUGGACAAGAUGUUGACAUGUCAGAGAAGCAGGAGUUCACAAGGGUAAUGAAAACCCCAUUGCAGGCCCAGGUGUCCCAAAGGGCCAAGUAA
Macadamia integrifolia is the source of this 1107-nucleotide messenger RNA. Its product is annotated as cytochrome P450 89A2-like. The transcript has 2 exons. The record is from RefSeq and is a predicted model, not a curated record. Gene Ontology annotation, cellular component: membrane. NCBI's taxonomy places the organism in Eukaryota, Viridiplantae, Streptophyta, Magnoliopsida, Proteales, Proteaceae. Gene Ontology annotation, molecular function: iron ion binding; oxidoreductase activity, acting on paired donors, with incorporation or reduction of molecular oxygen, NAD(P)H as one donor, and incorporation of one atom of oxygen; heme binding. The coding region runs from base 1 to 1107 and encodes 368 amino acids.